Messenger RNA from Abrus precatorius (Indian licorice), 1247 nucleotides. RefSeq names its product L-ascorbate peroxidase, cytosolic. Gene Ontology annotation, molecular function: heme binding; peroxidase activity. The transcript is spliced from 10 exons. Lineage: Eukaryota; Viridiplantae; Streptophyta; Magnoliopsida; Fabales; Fabaceae. The record is from RefSeq and is a predicted model, not a curated record. Gene Ontology annotation, biological process: hydrogen peroxide catabolic process; cellular response to oxidative stress; response to reactive oxygen species. Bases 154 to 906 code for a protein of 250 amino acids.
AUAUCCAUCUACUAGAACUUUCUCCGCUUCUCCUCCUUAUAUGUAUCUUGCCUUCCACCACUUCCCUCACUCCUGGCUUGUGCUCUGCUCGUGCCACUAGGGUUUAAUCCAAUACCUCCAUUUCUUCAUUAAGAUUUCAAGGAUCGUUAAGCUAUGGGAAAGUCUUACCCUACCGUAAGCGCCGAGUACCAGAAGGCCGUUGACAAGGCCAAGAAGAAGCUUAGAGGUUUCGUCGCAGAGAAGAGAUGUGCUCCUUUAAUGCUCCGUUUAGCAUGGCACUCGGCCGGUACUUAUGACGUGAAGACAAAAUCCGGCGGUCCUUUUGGAACCAUCAAACACCCGUCUGAACUGGCUCACGCUGCUAACAGUGGGCUUGACAUCGCUGUCAGGCUGUUGGAGCCACUUAAGGAGCAGUUCCCUACAUUGAGCCACGCUGAUUUCUAUCAGUUGGCUGGUGUCGUUGCCGUUGAGGUCACUGGUGGACCUGAAAUCCCUUUCCACCCUGGUAGAGAGGACAAGCCUAAGCCACCACCUGAGGGUCGCUUGCCUGAUGCGACAAAGGGUUCAGACCAUUUGAGGGAUGUGUUUGGCAAAGCCAUGGGGCUUAGCGACCAGGAUAUUGUUGCUCUAUCUGGUGGUCACACUCUUGGAGCGGCACACAAGGAGCGUUCUGGAUUUGAGGGUCCCUGGACCACGAAUCCUCUCAUUUUCGACAACUCAUAUUUCAAGGAGCUGUUGACUGGUGAGAAGGAAGGCCUCCUUCAACUUCCUUCUGACAAGGCACUUUUGACUGACCCUGCAUUCCGCCCUCUUGUUGACAAAUAUGCCGCGGAUGAAGAUGGUUUCUUUGCGGAUUACGCAGAGGCUCACCUAAAGCUUUCUGAGCUUGGGUUUGCUGAAGCCUAAGCAACGUUUAGGGGUGUCAGAGGGGCACGGUGCCCAUACUCUUUCUCUCAUAAAUUUCUUAGACAUGGUUUUUGAUGCCAACGUGGGUUCGUCAGAUUUGGGAUAGCUUUUAAAUGCAUUUUGCUGAACUGAAUAGGAGGUUUCGUUGCUUUUAUUUGUGGUUGAUAAUCCUCUCUUGUGAAAUAACAUUGUUCAGUGUUAAUGAUCAACUAUUUCGGUUUAUUUGGUACCCUCUUCGUUUUCCCGGUUAAUUAUCGUAUUUUGUUUGUAUUGCCAUUUACUUUUUUUAUAUGCCGUUUUAGAUCAUAUCAAGCUCUUUUUCUAAUUAUUGAUUUUUUAAU